GGUAUAUCUUCGAGCGAGUAUCGCAUAUAAUUUUUAUCCUCUGUGUGCGCUUCGCUGGGGCAGUGUUUACUUUCCACCAACUUGGAAGGGUGGUGUUGGGCGGUGAAAAUUCCUCAAGAAAAAGUAGUUUUUGUCCGUUUGGAAAUAGGAGGUUUCGCUUACGUCGGACUGAUUGACAUAUAAGGAUAAUUUUCAACAAAUGUGAACAUGGAUUUAUCGGAAGCGAUGAAAAUAGCUCUGGCGAAGAGCCACUCGGCACAACAAGCAGCGGCCGCGGCUGCUGCUGCAGUUGCCGGAAAUAAUGGGAGCAGUUCAUCGACGGCACACGGUAGCUCUGGAGAUCAUUCAGGAGCAGGAUACGUUACAGAAAAACUGUACAUGUUGUUGCAGCUGUAUCUUCAGAACAAAGGUUGGAAUCCUUCGGUUGAACUAUUGCAGUGCUUUGCAGAGUUGAAGGAUACUCCUGUGCUCCCAAAUGCAGCCUAUCUGCAAAUGCUGGCCAGUAGGGUAGCCCUUGAUGCCCAGGGUAGGCUUGUGUUGAGAGAUUCCGGUAAGAUUAUUCUUCCGUUUGAGCAUUUUGCCAACGCAGUCAUGCUGAAACACAUGUCCGGCCCUCAUGGAUUACAUUUGAGUGUCGAGGCCACAGUGCGAGCGGUCAUGGAUUCCUAUACAAUUGGCAGAGAAAAUCUUGGCAUGGAGAAAGAGUUCAUCGUUGAAGUCGUACAAUCCUGCCCGAGCCCAGCAUGUCGGUACUACAAAGGACAAAUAGGUGUAGGGCCAUUUAUAGACCAAACUUUCAAUCCCGGCAACCAUCUCAAUCCGGAAUAUCUGGCACAUCUGCAGCAACUCGGUCAGUCCGGCUUGGACAUUGGUUCUGUUGAUGCUGUAGCUGGCAAAGCGCUGAACAAUCAGGCGAAAAUUUCCAAAACAGCGUCAACCCAACAGCAGCAAAUCACGGCCGCAAUUAUUCAGCAACAAAACCGAGCCAUGGCUCAACAAUCUUUGGAAAAAUUUGGCAAUCUCUCGAACAUUGAAAAGCAGCGCGUUUUGCAACAGUUGGACAAAAAGCACUAUGAGGUUGCUCAAGCACAAGUAACUGGGAUGCAAUCGCAGCUUGUAUCCGCCACUUCCAGCACAAAUGCAUUGUCAUCUGCUCAAAGUAGUGCUCAGAGUCAGCAAGCAUCGGUUGCUGCAGCUGCGGCAGCUUUAUUGCAGCAACAGCAGCAGCAGCAACAACAACAAACUCAAUCGCUCGAGGUGACCCGUUCACAACAAAUCACUCAACAAGCCCACGUUGUUCAGCAACCAAUUCAGCAGCAGCAAACUCAACAACAAACUCCACCACUCGUGAACAACGCGCAAACAGUAUCGUCCCAAGUAGCCACAACUCCUUCCUACUUGAGCCAGCCGCCACUGCAAACCAUCAACAUGGACACCGGUCACAAGCUGUCCGAUUAUAUGCGCGGCGCCGUCGAUCCGCUGGAGAAUGUGUCCACCAGCAAGGACCUGUUGGCACUGCACAAUGGUGCCUGGUCCCUGGAGCGAGGUGGCGCCGGUGCAGGACCCGACGGUCUGGCCAUCAGUCAGGACAAAAUCAUACGGGCGUUUAGCGAGCUUAUGCGGAAUAUUGCCCGCAUGAAGACUUGCAUUCGUCCGAGCAUGUGCAAACCGUAUGGAAAGCAGUCCGAAACGCUGCAGAAAACGCUGUUUGAUACAAUCCAGCUGAUCCAAUCGUUGCGGAACUGCCUACCGGCCCCACAUAUCCCGGUUACAUCAUGGAAAAGCGAAACGCACACCGGUCCCAAUGGCACAGAAUCGGGUUAAUCUACUUAAUGUAGACAAAACUACAACUAACCUAUUGAAACAGUAUCAUUAUUCAUCCUAAUAGCAAACAGUUUAUUCAGUAACAAUAUAAUAUAAGCAUAAGCAACUACACACAAUUCCAGCUGGCCAGCUGGAAACAAAUCCAAUAUCUGAGCCAAUGAGCAAAUUUGAUUACGCAUUUAAUUAAACACAUCAUAUUAAUUAGGAGUAGUAAGAAAGGUAAGAUAACUUUGUUUGUUCCUUUGGCGGCACAAGUUCGUGCCGCUGCAGCAUUUUUAAGAGAAUCUUAUUUAGAGUAAAGAUGAAGAUUAUUGUGAUAAUUUGUACAACACAAACUAACUACGCGUUCGGAAUCUAAACCGUACUACUUGCCGCGAAAGUAUCGAUAGAAGUUUAAAAAAAAACAAUUUAACACCAACAUUGCUCAUAUGGUGGUUAGCAUACCACGUGUUUGUUUGUUUUUAUUUUUUUUUAAACCUAGCAAAAUUGUUUUAAUUAGCGAACUUGUACGCAUAAUGCUUCCCCCUUUUUGGCUAGAACAAAACAAAACACUGGCAAUAAAGCUGUGAUAAGAGGGCAUUACACAAAAAAAAAUUAAAAUUAAUAGCGGAGAAGGAAAAAUUACAUCGAGCAAUUUUCGGAGGAAGAAUGAGUUGCUAUUAAAAAAAAAAAUGUAACAUUGAAUUAGUAAAUCGAAGCUUGUGUCAAUUUGUGCAUUGUUUUUUUUUCUACUGGUUUACAAUAUUUCAAAAUAUCCGGUCAUAUACACUGUAAUAAAAUAGGACAUAACCAAUUUUGAUGAAUAAACUCGCAAUAUUCAAUUUAAUUCAUUAAAACAUAAACAAACGAGUUAAACUCACUGAUUGAUUGAUCUAUUGAAUUCAAUUGAACUGAACUGAACUACCUACAUGGAUCGGUAACAUUGAAUGCAUGUGCAAUACACAUACUGAGAAAAAAGAAUCUAUCAAUCGAAAACAAACUACAAUGAGAUUGAAUCCUUAAUAAUGUAAUGCAUGCUUGUCGACUUCUCAAUAAAAAUAAUUUUGGUAAAGUA
Molecule: messenger RNA, 2878 nt
Organism: Uranotaenia lowii
Lineage: Eukaryota; Metazoa; Arthropoda; Insecta; Diptera; Culicidae
Exons: 3
Coding region: 208-1824 (538 amino acids)
Source: RefSeq, a predicted model, not a curated record